CAUUGACUCCAAGUCAACACUGAUGCUCUCACUCUUUCCAUCUGCACUGCUCCAAGAAUGAUCUCGUGAUACGCUAACAACAACAUCCCGACAACCCUUCUUUCCUACAGCAACAGCGCGUCCCGAACGCGCAACGUUGCAACAUGGCACAUCAACCCAACGACAACGAGACCUCUCCUCUCAUCGUCGUCACCAGGCCCACUGGCCACUCAGAGGAAACCGAGCACGCUAAUGACAAUACAAUGGACACGCGGCUCAUUCUCAAAAUCGCAGCAGCCAUGUACUCCUUCGUCACACUCGGCCUCUUCAACUCCUCCAUCGGCGCCGUCCUCCCGCUACUCUCACGCCACUACAACCUCACAGACCUCCAAGUCUCCUCCAUCUUCCUCGUUAGUCCCAUCGGUUACGUCAUCGCAGCACAAUGUAGCGAUACCGUCCACUACCGCUUUGGCCAACGGGGAAUAGCAAUAGCUGGUCCGCUGCUGCAGAUCUUGGCUACGGCGACUGCGGCGACGCACCCGAGUUUCGGCCUUCUUUUGCUUGCAUUUACGUUACAGGGACUGGGAACGGGUCUUUUAGAUGGGAGUUGGUGUGCGUGGGCUGGUAGUAUGGAGAAGGCGAAUACGGUUUCUGGCCUGCUGCAUGGAAGUUAUUCUGUGGGUGGGGCGUUGGGGCCGUUUGUUGUUACGGUCUUGACUACGAGGCAUUUUAUGUGGUGGACUUGGUAUUCUAUUUUGGCUGGAGCAUGCGCUCUCUCUUUCCUGGUCUUGGUCUUUGCUUUCCGUAAUGAGACUGCAUCGGUCUACCGCGAAAGCAAACAGUCAAGGACUCAUGACCCCAAAGUCGACGUCAAGGCUGUGUUCAAAUACCGAGCGACUUGGUUCUGUGCAGCAUACUUCCUCACCUACGUUGGCAUUGAGACAGCGAUUUCAGGUUGGAUCGUUUCCUUCAUGCUGCGCAAUCGCCACACAACCGCUUACGUGGCUGGUCUCUCUUCCUCGGGGUACUGGAUUGGCAUGGCAGUUGGACGACUGACUUUGGGUUUCGCGACGGAUAAGAUGGGGGUGCGGCGCGCGACUGGUCUAUACUACCUCAUCGCCAUCGCUAUCGAUAUACUCUUCGCUGCUCUAUCGUCUGCGGCUGCUUCCGUGGCCUUGAUGACGAUGCUGGGGUUUAUCAUGGGUCCGAUGUUUCCGUCUGGUGUGGUUGUACUCACGCGGCUGUUACCAGCGGAGCUACAUGUUGCAGCUGUGUCUUUUGUGGCUUCUCUUGGGCAGGCCGGAGCUGCCUUUUCGCCGUUUGCUAUUGGUGCUGUUAUUGAUGGCUUGGGUAUUGGUGUUUUCCGAUUUGCGAUACUCGCUGAGACUGUGGUGGCUUUGCUGGUUUGGUUUGCGUUUGCGAGAUUGCGUCCGGGUCUGCAACAUGUAUCUACUACGCGACAUGAGGAUUGAUACAGGUUGAUUAGGAGAUCUCGUAUGAAUACAAAGCCGCUAUGUUCUCCAACAAUCUCUUGCGAAGUUUUCAUUGA
This is a messenger RNA of Alternaria rosae, 1528 nucleotides long. RefSeq names its product MFS transporter-like protein. The transcript has 2 exons. NCBI's taxonomy places the organism in Eukaryota, Fungi, Ascomycota, Dothideomycetes, Pleosporales, Pleosporaceae. Gene Ontology annotation, biological process: transmembrane transport. The record is from RefSeq and is a predicted model, not a curated record. Gene Ontology annotation, cellular component: membrane. The coding region runs from base 144 to 1451 and encodes 435 amino acids. Gene Ontology annotation, molecular function: transmembrane transporter activity.